Molecule: messenger RNA, 264 nt
Organism: Paramecium octaurelia
Lineage: Eukaryota; Ciliophora; Oligohymenophorea; Peniculida; Parameciidae
Source: the annotation of a GenBank genome assembly
AUGAAUUCACAAACACUAGAUGAGGAAAGUUGUUAGAUUAAGAAUGAGAAAAAUCAUGGUUUUGGACCUUGUUUGAACAAUAGCCAUUUGGAAGCUAAAAAAUUAGAGGAUGAAGCAAAUAUCAAUUUGAAUGUGUUUUUUAAAUAAAAAAAUGAUGUUAUCAUAGUGGAAAAUUGGAAACGUUAUAAUACUGAUGUUAGUAAACAUAAACUUAAGAACUAAUAAAACAAUAUACCGAAGAAUUAAUGCUGCACUACUUUUUGA